Molecule: messenger RNA, 1999 nt
Organism: Trichogramma pretiosum
Lineage: Eukaryota; Metazoa; Arthropoda; Insecta; Hymenoptera; Trichogrammatidae
Product: putative mediator of RNA polymerase II transcription subunit 12
Exons: 2
Coding region: 83-1999 (638 amino acids)
Source: RefSeq, a predicted model, not a curated record
GCCUAGGCAUCAGAUCCUCUCUUCAGGAGCCGAAGAGAGCGUCGUUCGUCAGUAUUUAUUAAUAUUUGUUCGUGCAACAACGAUGAUGUUGAAAUUUGCGAUACUCUCGUUGGCUCUGUGCGCCGUCGUGGCUCGCGCCCUGCCGCACGGCGAUCACGCGGCGGCCGCCUCCACCUCGGCUGAAAAUCGUUUCGAGCAGCAACCAGCGGCAGCGGCAGCAGCAGCAGCAGCAGUAGGAUCGGCAGAAUCGGCAUCAUCCGUUGACGAGCAAGUCACCAACGUCGAGCAAACACCGAACGAGAACGAGAACGAGCUGUCGUCCUCGGCUUCGUCGACUCAACUGCUCAGCGGAGGCACCUACGUGACCUACGGCCAGCCCCUGCAGACGCAACAGCUGACUCUGUCGCCGGCGGCCGACAUCCGCGCCUACUACUUGAACCAGAACAGCGUCCCGGUGCAUCUCUUGUCGGGUCAUCAGCAUCUGUACGGUGGCCAGCAGCUCUACCUGACUCAAGCUCCGGCUCUGCGGACGAUCAGUAACAAUCAGCAGCAGAUCAUUCGCACCGUUCCGGUACAGUACAGUACGGUCGGACACUGGGCUGGUCACCAGCAGCAACAGUUGACCCUGGCUCAGGCGCCGCAGGUCAUCAGAACGGUGCCCGUGACGACCGUCACCACCACCGAGGCUCCCCUGGUCCGUACCGUCACCCAACAGGUAGUGCGACAACAACAACCCCAAGUCAUCAGGACCGUGUCCGCUGCACCGGUGCAGCAGACCUGGACGUACCAGCAGCAGCAGCAGCAGCCUCUGCAGCUGCAGCAACUGAGUCUGGCUCAAGCCCCGGCUCCCGUCGUGACCAGGACCGUGACGACCGAGGCUCCCGUAGUCAGGACCGUCACGCAGCAGCAGGUCGUGAGACAGCAACCGAUCGUCGUGCAGCAGCAACAGCCUCAGCUCAUCAGAACGGUGUCGUACCAGCAGCCCCAGGUGGUGCAGCAGUACACUCUGGCCCAGGCACCGGCUCCGAUCGUGCGCACGAUCAGCACGACCCCGGCGCCGAUCACCGUGACGACCGAGGCCGCCCCCGUGCUCACCAAGACCGUCACCCAGCAGGUCGUCCGUCAACAGCAACCCGUGCAGUACGUCACGCAGCAGCAGCUGGUCCGUCAGCAACCCGUGCAGUACGUCACCCAGCAGGUCGUCCGUCAACAGCCCGCCGUGCAGUACGUCACGACGACCCAGCAACAUCAGCAUCAGAAUCAACAUCAACAUCAUCAGAUCCUCGUGGCUCAGCAACAGCCCGCGGCGAUCGUGCGCACCGUGUCUAGCCCCGUACAGACGGUGACCCUGGCCCAGCCCGUGCUGCAGCAGGUGUCGUUGGCUCAAGAGUCGCCCGUGGUCCGAACCGUGUCGGUGGCUCAAGAGUCACCGCUGGUCAGAACCGUGACUCAGAGCUCCGGUCAGAACGUGUACCUCGCCAAUCCCUGGGCUCAGCCUCUGUCCCUGUCGGGACAGACUCCCCUCAUCGGCACUAUCGCCGAUACGCCGAUAGCUGUGUCGAAUCACUUACACACAGUCAAACCAAAGCCACCACCACACACAACCGCCAACAUGUACAAGUUCGCGAUCCUGUCUCUCAUGUGCGUCGCCGCCGCCAGUGCCGGAAUCCUGCCGAUCUCCAGCCCCGUGAUCUCGUCGGUCGAUCCGUGGGCUCUCUCCGCGCCGGUGGUCAAGUACGUACAGGCGCCGCAGCCCCUGAUUCUGCCGCAAGUGCCUGUGGUCAAGACCAUCCCGGCGCCCAUCAGCAUUCCUCAGCCCAUACCGAUCGUCAAGAGCCUGCCGAUCUCCUACGUCAAGACGGUGGUGCCGCAGUCGCCCGUCUACGUCAAGACCAUCUCGACGAUUCCACAGCCCAUCUCCGUGGUCAAGAGCAUCGGAGUGCCCCAGUACUCGACGGUCAUCAAGAGUGAUCCUCGUCUCAGUCUGGGUCUCUGGUAA